AUGUGGUCCAAACUCCAUAGUAGAAUUGACUUGAGAAAAAAUCGGCAAAGCCUAGCUACGGUCUUUCACAGAGUUUUCCUCGUCCCUGACGAUCUGAUCACUUCCUCGUCAACAACAAGUCUCUCUGUCGUCCACUCGAUCCGAUCCUUCCUCCCGUGUCCCUCCUCCACUCGAUCUGCUACCUCCUGGACACGGCGACGUACGGCUGAUCCGUCGUCCGGUGGCUGGGGUUCCUGGCGGGAGACGCCGGUCGUGCAGAGGUGCUCUUAAAUUUAUAAUAAUGAAGGAUUUUAUGAAACUUUAUCAUCAGCGGGAAAUCCAGCUGCUUGUGCUCCUCAGCUUCACACUCCAAAUGUUCCUCUUUUUCACCGGCAGUCUUCGGAGGCGCAACACCAAUGUGUUCCUCAGGGUUUCUAUCUGGACAGCUUAUUUGGGAGCAGACUUCACAGCAGUUUAUGCUCUUGGUUACCUCUCACGACACGAUGAUAUUCAGAGGCAAAUGUCAGGGGGAACCCAGCCACUAGCUUUCUUUUGGGCAUCAUUCCUCCUCAUCCAUCUUGGUGGGCAGGACAGCAUCACCGCAUUUUCAAUGGCAGACAACAACUUGUGGCUGAGGCAUCUCUUGAACUUGGUGGUGCAAGUAGUCCUAGCUGCAUAUGUUUUCUGGAAAUCGCCAGCAAGGCACAGUGCAGAGCUUCUAGUUUCAGGUGUCCUUGUGUUCAUUGCCGGAGUUACCAAGUAUGGAGAAAGGACACUGUCUCUCAAGUAUGGAAGGUUUAAAAGUCUCGAGAGCUCAACUGGAGAUCACUACAAGAAACGGUUUCCGGAAUUAAACGAUUCGGAUCAUGGCUAUUCUAAGGUAGUUUUGGAUGCUCUAUGUUCAAUGCUAAAUGUCCACAAUGUCUUUGCAGCGCGUAACCCAUUUGUUAAUGGUCCAGAAUCUAAUUCCCCAGUUGUUAUUGCUCGAGACACGGUACAGGGAACCAAAAAAAUGCUCAAGGUGGUGGAGCUUGAGCUUGCAAUCAUGUACGAUGACCUCUACACAAAGGCUCUUGUGCUGAGAACAAGGAUAGGCAUGAUUCUCCGAUGCACCUCUCACGCAUGUUCCCUCCUUGCUUUUGCACUGUUCCUUACAUGUGACAAACGGAGGUACAACGGAGUUGAUGUUGCGAUCACCUAUUCGCUGUUUAUCGGAGGCUUUUUCCUUGAUCUUUCUGCAGUGUUUAUCUUCAUAAUGUCUCCAUGGACUUGGGCGUGGUUGAAGGCUCAGAAAUGCGACCGGCUGGCUAGCUUGUCCUGGUUCCUUUUUUCCAGUGAUAUUGGCUGGCCAGAGAAAAGGCCACGGUGGUCGAAUUCCAUCGGACAGUACAACUUGCUGAACUGGGUUUCUGGUGGAGACCAGCCAAGAUCAUACAACCAGAAAGUGGUGGCUCUAGUGAGAAGAUUGUCGAGUUUAGUCGGUGUUGGAAAAGAAGAUUUGUUCUGGCUGAGCAAGACGUUGGACACUGAGCAUGUGGAGGCCGAUGAAAAGACGAUGGAGUUUGUCGUAAAGGGGAUUAGUAGCUUGAGCGAUGAAGUCUCCGAGCAACAACAAUGGCAGCAUCUUGGCCCAUUGCUGAAAAAGAUACGGGUCUGUUUUGUCGCAGAUAUGGGAUGUGCUAUUGUGGUGAUGCACAUAUUCACUCAAGUAUAUUUGAAUGCAGUAGAAGCCGCGGCAGCGGGAGACGAAGGAGGGGGAGAUGCAGAUGAUAUGGUGGAGGUGUGCCGAAAACUGUCCAACUACAUGAUGUACCUCUUUGUCAACCACCCUUCCAUGCUUCCGCUCAAUGCCAGCUCCGAAGCCACCGUGGUUGAGUUUGCGAAAUCGAGAGAGGAACUGUCUAGGACACAACAAGGAAGCAAGAUGACCCUGGAUGAGCUAUACAACAUUAUACAGCAGAAUAAGGAUGGUGUGUCAAGGCAAGGAACAAUGGAGGAAAUGUACAAGAUGAUACUAGAAGAGGAUGUCCAACCAAGCUGGGGUGCAGUGGAGGAGAUGGCAGCAAUGUGGCUGCGGUUCCUCAUCUUCGCCGCCGGCAGGUCCAAUGGUAAGGUGCACGCGGCGGAGCUGGCCAGCGGAGGGGAGCUCAUCACCUUCGCCUGGCUGCUCAUGGCCCGGGAAGGGCUCGGCGAAUCCGAGAGGAGAAGGGUCCGGCUGACGUCCACCAUAUCGUCCAUUUCGUCUGCUGAUUCUGCUGGUGCUGCAGCUGAUUUGAAGGAAGCAUAUGCGUUCUUUUUCAACUGAUUAAAGUUUGAAAGUUUGAUUAGUACUUUAGCUGAUUUGAGUAGCUUUGUUUGUUGUUCCCUACAUCUUUAUAAUCUAAAGCUAUGUAUGAAGUAGAGUUAGGAUUAAUAACCAGCAAUCUUCCUGUGAUAAGAGAUAAUGCAUGGCUGAUAUGAUUUGGGCUUUCUAUAGCUGCCAGCCCCUAUAUAUAUCCCAGAUUUUCUCCUUCCUUUUCUCUUGACUGUAACCGUAUCUGUGUAAUACUUCGCCAUAUAUACAGUUGUAAGAAGUUGAACAAGAUUGUCAUUUAUACUAAUCGAAGCUGGAAUAUCAUAUUGCAGUUGAA
Messenger RNA from Oryza sativa Japonica Group (Japanese rice), 2609 nucleotides. RefSeq lists its product as uncharacterized. The record is from RefSeq and is a predicted model, not a curated record. NCBI's taxonomy places the organism in Eukaryota, Viridiplantae, Streptophyta, Magnoliopsida, Poales, Poaceae.